Messenger RNA from Onthophagus taurus, 1008 nucleotides. Its product is annotated as putative nuclease HARBI1. NCBI's taxonomy places the organism in Eukaryota, Metazoa, Arthropoda, Insecta, Coleoptera, Scarabaeidae. The record is from RefSeq and is a predicted model, not a curated record.
AUGGCAGAGUUUAUUAAUUUACGGGCAGAAAAACAUUACAAAGUACGAAGAGGAGCUGAUAACCGAGAUUUUAAAUCACUUUACCGGUUUGAGGAAGAAAAUUUGCAUUACAUUGCAACACACUUUAUGGGCGAGAACAACGAAAGAAGAGGAGGUGCUCUUUCGUCGGACCUUAAAAUUAAGAUAUUUUUACGGUAUAUGGCCAAUCCUGGUUUCCAAACUGGUGUUGCUGAAGAAUUGGGAAUUCAUCAGUCGACAGUAUCAAAAACAAUUACGUUCGUGAUUAACAAAAUACUCGAAAAAGCUCCUUUAUGGAUCAAAUUUCCGUCAACGUUGAACCAAGUAAACGAAGCACAGGAGAGGUGGCAGGAGACAUUUCAAUUUCCAUGUGCGAUAGGCGUAAUUGAUUGCACACACGUUCAAAUAUUGAAACCUAUCCAUCACGGUGAUGAAUACAUCAACAGAAAGGGGUUGGCGACUUUAAAUGUGCAAGCAACGUGCAACUCCAAAGAAAUCUUUACUAGUGUUGAUGCAAGUUGGCCGGGUUCUGUGCAUGACGCUAGAAUUUGGAGAAAUUCUGAAACACGUUUGAUUAUGCAACAAUUCCCUGGUGCAAUAUUAUUAGGAGAUGACGGUUAUGGUUUGGAACCGUGGCUAAUGACACCAUUUCGGAACCCAAAUAACGAAUCUGAAAGAACUUACAACAGAUUGUUUAAGAAAGAAAGGGUGAUUAUCGAAAGAUGUUUCGGCCAACUUAAGCGAAGAUUUCCAAUUCUAAAAUAUAUGUGCCGUGUUAAAUUGGAAAGAGUCCCUUCCGUUAUUGUUUGUUGCAUUGUACUACACAACAUUGCCAAAUAUUUAGGAGAUGCAGAUUUUCCAGAUGAUGAUGAUGAAGAAAAUCUCAAUAACGGCGAAGAAUAUGAAUUAGAAGAAGAUCGUCUUCUUCAGCGUGCAAGAGAGCGAAGACUUGAAAUAGCUGAUGUUAUCUUUACACAGAAUUUGAGGUAG